This is a messenger RNA of Vicia villosa (hairy vetch), 1430 nucleotides long. RefSeq lists its product as uncharacterized. The coding region runs from base 297 to 1247 and encodes 316 amino acids. The transcript has 5 exons. NCBI's taxonomy places the organism in Eukaryota, Viridiplantae, Streptophyta, Magnoliopsida, Fabales, Fabaceae. The record is from RefSeq and is a predicted model, not a curated record.
GAGAAAGGUGUAUUUUGAACUUUGAAGUUUGCAGCUUUCAACAACUUGAAAAGGGAACGUUCGUAAACGAAAAGGAAUUUCUCAUUUUGUUGCGUUGCUUUGCGCGUUCAACUAUUCUCUUCUUCUACAAACUCCUCCGCCGCACACGGUGGUUUCUGACUCACUCCGGCCACCUAGGUUUCACUCCAUUGAAACAGAUUAACCAACUCACCAACCUUUCCUUUCUCUCUCUCUCAGCUGAUUACAAUUCUCAACACACUCUUCUUCUUUUCUUCUUGCUGCCCUCUGGUAUCUCAAUGAUGACACCAGAGCCAUCGAGGGAGUUGGAGAAACUUGAAAUCACAGGUCAUCAUGUCAGGGGGAAUACUGAAUAUGUUAGGCUUGCCAUAUCGGAUGAACCGAGGGCUGUUGAAACUGAAAUGCUACAGCCUCAAGCCGAGUCAAGGCUUAAAUCUUUCAGGUGGUGGAUGAAAGCCUUUGUAUGUUGCGUUGUCACUGUUAUACUUGGACUUGGUUUAGUCAAAUGGGGAGUGCCAUUUGCUUUUGAAAAGGUUCUUUAUCCAAUAAUGGAGUGGGAAGCAACUGCCUUUGGCCGACCAGUUCUUGCCCUUGUGCUUAUUGCUUCUCUAGCUUUAUUUCCAGCAUUAUUAAUCCCUUCGGGCCCUUCCAUGUGGUUGGCUGGGAUGAUUUUUGGUUAUGGCCUCGGCUUUGUUAUAAUAAUGGUUGGGACAACCAUUGGGAUGGUCAUCCCUUACCUGAUUGGACUAAAGUUCCGUGACCGCAUUCAUCAAUGGUUGGAGAAAUGGCCCCAGAACGCUGCAAUGAUUAGGCUUGCUGGGGAAGGGAGCUGGUUCCAUCAAUUUCAAGUAGUUGCUCUAUUUCGAGUUUCGCCUUUUCCCUAUACUAUAUUCAACUAUGCUGUAGUAGUGACAGAUAUGAAGUUUUGGCCCUACUUAAGUGGAUCAAUAGCUGGAAUGGUGCCAGAAGCUUUCCUCUACAUCUACAGUGGUAUAUUAAUAAAGACUUUGGCUGAUGCACAAUACGGGAAGCACCGCCUGACGACAGUGGAAAUCGUAUACAACGUUAUUUCUUUCAUCAUUGCCAUUAUUACCAUUGUUGGCUUCACUGUUUAUGCGAAAAGGACUCUAAAUAAACUGAAAAUAUCAGAGGCGAAUGAAGAAGCUGUGUCUGUCUCAGUUUCUGUUUCCGGGAAUGCUAGUCUUGAGAUGAAGAAGGGUUCCCAUUGAAGUAAAAGAUCUUACAAUACACAUCUAAUUUAUUAUGAUAUCAGUGUUAAUAUUUUAUGUAUCUAACAUUGGUUUAGGAUUACUUUAACUCUUCCAAUUUUAAACCCAUUGUAAUUACCAGAAUCAGCAUGUUGGAUGGAUAAAUAGAUAGAUAGCUCAUAGAAAAGCAGAAGCAGUUUCUCA